This is a messenger RNA of Colletotrichum graminicola M1.001, 699 nucleotides long. RefSeq lists its product as uncharacterized. The transcript is spliced from 2 exons. Bases 1 to 699 code for a protein of 232 amino acids. The record is from RefSeq and is a predicted model, not a curated record. NCBI's taxonomy places the organism in Eukaryota, Fungi, Ascomycota, Sordariomycetes, Glomerellales, Glomerellaceae.
AUGUUCUCCGUCGCCGGGCCUGUAUCCAUCUUCAGCGAGCGGAACUCGUGGGAUUUCAGGCCUGCGGUCCCAUCGCCUCUCUCAUCGUCGCCCGCCCGCGCGCCGUCGCCCCUGUCGCCCAUCGACGACAACACCGUCCGGUUCACGCAGUCUUCACCUAUUCCUCAGCCCAAAUUCAAGUACGCGUCACGGCCUGCGAGGCCAAACCCAGUUGUCCGCAAGCGCGAAGAGGCGCAGGAGAGCAGGAGGAAGCUAUUUCUCCAGAACGUGCGGCAGCGUGCGACUGACCGGUCCUACGACCGGCGAGAUGUGGAGGGAACUCUUCUCAAGUCGGACUGGGACCGUGACAUGCGACAACGGUACUACGCCAAGCAGUUGGAGGGAGACGCCUUGUUCUCCGAAGCAGACAUCGAGGACGCGGCGGCCAUUGCACAAGCGCGCCCACAACAGAUAUCCCGUGACGCCGACGAUAUCAUGCUCGACGCCAUGGCGCAGGAAGAACAGGAAGAGCUUGACGCGUUGUUAUUGUCCUAUGAUCAAUCUUCUGAACCACGAUAUUCAGCACAAUCGUCGCAAUCCACGCAUACCGACGCCUCCAGUCUCUCGGACGACGAGGAUUAUGAUGCGUUGUUCAUGAAUCUGUUGUCACAGGAAGGCGGUGAUGUGGAUGCCUCUUCACAACAGAUGGACAUGUCUUGA